Messenger RNA from Blepharisma stoltei, 2048 nucleotides. NCBI's taxonomy places the organism in Eukaryota, Ciliophora, Heterotrichea, Heterotrichida, Blepharismidae. The record is from the annotation of a GenBank genome assembly.
AUGGAUUUCAGAACAACUUGCUUAGCAUAUCAAGACAAUUUUAGUUUUUAUGAUCCAUCACUUAUGAAAGCUUACCAAGAUUACAUUCAAGCUUAUCAACAAAAGACAUCUCUUUAUAAUAUACCUAGAUAUAAUAUACCUAGAAAUAAAAGCAACAGAAUUAAUUUAAUUAUAUAUAACACUGAAACUGAAACCGAAGAAGUCAAGACCUUGCAGACUCCACAACCACUAAAGAGAUUUCCUUGCAUAACUCAACUUCCAAACGGCAAGCUAUUCUGUUGUGCUAAUACUAAACUUUCUGGGAUUACAGUUCUGAUUGAUGUGAAUGGUAGAUUCGAAGUGCUGACAUCUGGAACUCCUCAUGAGAGAUCAUCAUAUAUCUAUUUCAACAACAGCGUCUAUUGCUUUAUAGGAUGAAAUAGAGGUUAUUGAGCUCCAUCUAGUAGAUUUGAUUUAGAUCAAAAUCGAUGAAUUCAAUUAGCUCCAAUGUCAAAAGAUAUCUUGAAAUGCAAUAGCAUAAUAUUGAAUGGAAAUAUUUUGAUUUCUGGAUAUGCAAGUAGAAAUCUUUUGCUAUACUCAAUUGAUAUUGACUCUUUCUCAAUAAUACCUUAUGAUUUUGGUCGAGACAAAUGAAAAAUCCUAAUAAAUAUAGAGAGACUAUAUCUGAUUGAAUGCGAAAAUGGAUUAAUAUAUGAAAGCGAAAUUGGAAUUUUAUAGGGUUUUUACCCUUAAUAGCCCAAUAAGGGCAGAUGAUUCUCUGCAAUCAUCAAGCUGAUCCAACCAACUUAGUGCCUUGGUCGGACAACUCGAUUAUUCCGCCGGGAAUCUGCUCUUAUCGGGCUAUUAAGGGUAAAACCCUAUACUCGAAUUGAAAGCGAAUAGGAAAAUCAAAAAUUAAUUGUCAUCCUGAUCAAGUGUAUUGUUCAUAUAAUAAAGGAGGAAUAUGGAUCUCAACGAUUUAUAAAUCGGUUAGAGAAUAUUUUUAUUUUAAUUUAGAUCAGAAAAAAAUUAUUGAUGUUGCUUACGGUAAUGAGUCAAUCUCGCUUAAAAGAGUAGGCCAAAAGAUUGAAGCAAUAAAAUGCAAUAACCAGGAUUUUAAUAUUGAUCCUUCUUAUCUGGAUGAAUGCAAUGUAAAAGAUAUUGCUCUAAGUACUUUAGGAGAAAAUCUAGCGAAAAUUAAUUUCCUUGACGAAGAAAUCAAACUCUAUCCAAGAGAUCUUUUUGCAUACUAUCAUAAAGGCAACGCUUUUUAUAAGUUACAAAGAUAUCUAGAAGCAAUCGAAUGCUAUGACAAAGCAAUCAAACUCAGUCCAGGCUAUGAUUAUAUAGACAACAAUAAAGGCAACGCUAUUUCUCGUUUAAAAAGAUAUUAUGAAGCAAUUGAAUGCUAUGAUGAAGCAAUCAAACUCAAUCCAAACGCUAUUUUUUACGAUAAUAAAGGCGCCGUUUUCGAUGUUUUGGAAAGAUAUCUAGAAGCAAUCGAAUGCUAUGAUGAAGCAAUCAAACUCAAUCCAAACAAUCCUGAUUAUUACAAUUAUAAAGGCAACGCUUUUUAUGAUUUACAAAGAUAUAUAGAAGCAAUCGAAUGCUUUGACAAAGCCCUCGAAAUCUGACCAACCUAUGAUAAUGAUAUUUACUGGAAGAAAGGAUCUGCUUUAUAUAAAUUAGGUAGAUAUCCUGAAGCAAUAAAAAGCUAUAACAAAGCAAUCAAAAUCAAUCCAAGUAAUGCCAAGUAUUAUAAUGAUAAAGGCAAUACUUUUUAUGUUUUAGAGAGAUAUCAAGAAGCAAUACAAUGCUAUGAUGAGGCAAUCAACCUUGAACCCGAUAAUCCUUUGCUUUUUUGCAACCGUGCUAGAGUAUUUAAUAAUCUCAGAGAGGAAGAAGCUACUUUGCAGGACUUUAAUACGGCUUAUAAUUUGAAGCAAGGAAGUCAAGUAAGUGAUGUUUUCACUGGGGGCGAAUGAAAACUUUCUGAAGAGGAUAUCAAGUUUAUUAACGACGUAUUAGGAAGAGACCGUUUUGAGCUACUCCAAAAAAUGCAGAUUUAG